Messenger RNA from Asparagus officinalis (garden asparagus), 3010 nucleotides. Its product is annotated as protein ROOT HAIR DEFECTIVE 3-like. Gene Ontology annotation, cellular component: endoplasmic reticulum. Bases 42 to 2570 code for a protein of 842 amino acids. NCBI's taxonomy places the organism in Eukaryota, Viridiplantae, Streptophyta, Magnoliopsida, Asparagales, Asparagaceae. Gene Ontology annotation, molecular function: GTPase activity; GTP binding. The record is from RefSeq and is a predicted model, not a curated record. The transcript is spliced from 23 exons. Gene Ontology annotation, biological process: endoplasmic reticulum membrane fusion.
AAAUUCAUCGAAUCGAGCUGUUUAAAAAGCAGAAGAAAGAGAUGGCGAUGCUGGAUCGCUCUUUCUCUCUUUCCCCCUCCCCUUUCUCAUCGUCUCCAGCUUCUCUUCGAAUCCCUAGCGAUCUCCCGAUCUCAAAAAUGGGCGACGCAUGUUGUUCCACCCAGCUCAUUGAUGGGGAUGGUGUGUUCAAUGUGAGUGGUCUUGAUAACUUCAUGAAGACUGUGCAAUUGGCUGAAUGUGGACUUUCUUAUGCAGUGGUUGCUAUAAUGGGCCCACAAAGUAGUGGGAAGAGCACUCUGUUGAAUCAUCUGUUCCGCACCAACUUCAGAGAGAUGGAUGCAUUUAGGGGGAGGUCUCAAACUACUAAAGGCAUUUGGUUGGCAAGGUGUGUUGAUAUUGAGCCUUGUACGAUUGUAAUGGACUUGGAGGGCUCUGAUGGAAGAGAGCGAGGAGAGGAUGAUACUGCAUUUGAGAAGCAGAGUGCUCUUUUUGCUCUAGCCGUUUCUGAUAUAGUUCUGAUAAAUAUGUGGUGUCAUGAUAUUGGGCGAGAGCAAGCUGCAAACAAGCCUCUUUUAAAGACGGUAUUUCAGGUCAUGAUGCGAUUGUUCAGCCCUCGCAAAACAACUUUACUUUUUGUCAUACGUGAUAAAACUAGGACACCUUUGGAAAAUUUAGAACCUAUUCUGAGGGAGGAUAUUCAAAAGAUAUGGGAUUCUGUUCCCAAACCACAGGCUCACAAAGAAACUCCUCUUAGCGAGUUUUUUAAUGUAGAAGUUGUGGCUCUUUCAAGUUAUGAAGAGAAAGAAGAGCAAUUCAAGGAGCAGGUUGCGAGUCUGAGGCAAAGAUUCUUUCACUCUAUUGCUCCUGGUGGACUUGCUGGAGACCGCCGGGGUGUUGUUCCUGCUUCAGGAUUUUCUUUUAGUUCUCAGCAGAUUUGGAAAGUUAUUAAGGAAAACAAGGAUCUUGAUUUACCUGCACACAAGGUUAUGGUAGCCACUGUACGCUGUGAAGAAAUUGCUAACGAAAAGUAUGCUUCUUUCUGUGCUGAUGAGGACUGGUGCCAGCUUGAAGAGGCUGUACAAACAGGUAUUGUACCUGGUUUUGGAAAGAAGCUUAGCACACUAUUGGACAAAGCAUUGUCUGGUUAUGACAUGGAAGCUAUUUAUUUUGAUGAUGGUGUCAAAACUGCAAAGAGGAAACAACUGGAAUCAAAGCUCCUCCAGCUGGUCCAUCCUGUUUAUCAAUCCAUGUUGGGUCACAUAAGAUCCAAAGUAUUAGAUGAAUCUAAGGCAGCAUUGACUAAGUCCCUGGAGGGAGGAGAAGGCUUUGCUGUUGCUGCUCGUGAUUGCGCACAAUCUUACAUGUCAGCAUUUGAUGAGGGCUGCAAAGAUGCAACUAUUCAACAAGCGAACUGGGACUCAUCUAAAGUACGGGAUAAGCUACGCCGCGAUAUUGAUGCACACAUUUCUUCAGUUCGUGCUGCAAAACUUUCUGAAUUGACUACCUAUUAUGAGGCGCAACUUAAUAAAGCACUUGUGGAGCCUGUAGAGGCUCUUCUUGAUGCAGCUAGUGAUGACACAUGGCCGGCGAUAAGAAGACUCCUCCAACGGGAGACUAAGUCAGCUGUAUCCGGUCUGUCUUCUGCGCUUACUGCAUUUGAUAUUGACCAGGUAACAAUGGAGAAAAUGCUGGCAAAAUUAGAAGACUAUGCCCGAAGCGUUGUUGAAUCCAAGGCAAAGGAAGAAUCUGGGAGGAUCUUGAUCAGAAUGAAAGACAGAUUCUCAACGUUAUUCAGCCGUGAUUCUGAUUCAAUGCCAAGAGUUUGGACAGGGAAGGAAGAUAUCAGAGCAAUCACGAAAACUGCUCGAUCCGCGUCAUUAAAAUUGUUAUCUGUAAUGGCCGCAGUUCGUUUGGAUGAGAGUAAUGAUAAAAUUGAGAAUACCCUUUCAUUGGCUCUGGUGGAUUCAGGCAAAACUGCUGGUACAAGCAAGAGUAUCCAAUCAGCUGAUCCGCUGGCUUCAAGCUCGUGGGAAGAGGUUCCUCCAGAGAAAACACUGAUUACACCUGUCCAGUGCAAGUCAUUGUGGAGGCAGUUCAAUUCUGAAACCGACUACACUGUCACUCAAGCCAUUGCUGCUCAGGAAGCCAACAAGCGAAACAACAAUUGGUUACCUCCUCCAUGGACAAUCGCUGUCAUCCUAGUGUUAGGAUUCAAUGAAUUUAUGACCCUUCUAAGGAAUCCUCUUUACCUUGGUUUUAUUUUCGUUGCGUACCUCCUGGGGAAAGCUCUCUGGGUCCAGCUAGACAUUGCAGGCGAAUUCCGUAAUGGUGCUCUCCCUGGGAUACUUUCCUUGUCAACCAAAUUUCUUCCUACGGUUAUGAACCUUCUCAAGAAACUAGCAGACCAGGGGCACAUACCUGCAGCUCCAGAAACCCGAAGAAACCCUGAACUCGAUUCUAGAAGCUUCCGGAAUGGAAUAAAUAACGAUUCAACAUCUGACGCAGCAUCGUCUAAUAUAACAUCAUCAGAGAGUGGGGCUGAGUACACAAGCCCGAUGAAGCAGGAGUGAUGAUUAUAGCAACUAGAAUACUUCAUUUGUUGUGCUUUAAUUAUUUUGCGCGAGUUGCAGGAGUGCAUUGUUUUUUUUUGAAUGUCAAGUCUCUUGCUCUAAUAGCUGGGACCGAAAGAUGGAGAUUUGUGUAGAUCGAGUGUAGUUGUAUGUGUAUUGUUAUACUUUUGAAUGGGAAGCGGUCUACAUUUUUGGAGUGGGGGUGGUGGGGAUCUCUGGUGAGGAAAUGGGCACCAUAAAAUUAUAUUUUAAUCUUUUAUUUGAACUUUGAUACAACUCGGUGUAUAAGGAUCUCGCUUCAUUAUUGUUUCAGUGUUCCCACUUUGUUGUAUACAACUACUAUCAUCAUUUUAAAUGUUGAUGCUAGAACUUGGGAGACGUGCAUUUGAUGUAGAACAGAAUAUGGCUGUAGCAAUAAUUUAACGAGUAAUUAAUUUUCA